This is a messenger RNA of Rotaria sp. Silwood1, 957 nucleotides long. Lineage: Eukaryota; Metazoa; Rotifera; Eurotatoria; Philodinida; Philodinidae. The record is from the annotation of a GenBank genome assembly.
AUGGAUUGCGAUUUAAUAUCUUCUUUUACACAAACAAAGUAUUUUGAUGAAGACAAUAAGUAUGAAGAUGAUGACAUAAAUUGGAUUGAUCAAUUACUAUUAAAUCGAAUUAAUAAAACUCCGACAGAACAUGAUUUAAAGGUAUUGAAGAAUUUAUUAAAUCGAGAUGUUCUAUGUCAAGAUUUAUACAAUAAAUAUAUCAAUCAUUAUAUUCCAUUGAAUAAUAUUUAUCGAACAAUUAUUGGUAUACUGAGUGCACGAAAAUGUAUGAAAUAUGAGACAAAUCCAUAUUAUCCCCAAUUUGAUCAAUUUGAUGAUUGUAUUUCGAAAUGUUAUUCAUCGUAUGGUUAUACUAAUCAUAAUACAGAUAGUAGAUAUGUGAAAUUUGGUGAUAUAAUUCACAUAAGUUUAGAAAAUAUCCAUUAUUUACCAUUAGAUAUGAAUAAUAUGAAUGAUUUUCAAAACUACACAUACAAAUUUACGAAAAUUCCAAAACCAAUGUCAUGGUCAGGAGCCUUAUUUGAAGAUGGUGAUGCUAUUCUUUCUUCAUUACAAGUGGGUAAUAUGGUGAGAUGUUGUUUUGAAAAGAUACCAAUCAAUGGUAAUCAAACUGACUGUGGUGGUGGUGCAUGGUAUUUUGAUAUUAUACAAAUUAUUGAUAACACUCCACAUCAAGUGGCGCAAGAAAUGACAUUUUCUGUAGGAAUGAGUCGUGACUUAAUUAAGAAUAAUCUUUUUAACAUAGCAGAAUCAUCACAGUUAAUCAAGCAGUUGUUAAAAUCAAAUAGCUUAUCUGAAUCAGAAAGACUCAUUGUUGAUGAAUCCAGCGAGGACGAAGCCGAUGAAGAUGAAGAAUUAGAUGAUGUCGUAUAUGAUAAUGAUUUAUUGGAAGACAACGGUAAUUCAACACCUACCUUUGAAAAUUUACAACUUACAUCUUACUCAGGUAUAUAUUAG